Molecule: messenger RNA, 5561 nt
Organism: Chara braunii
Lineage: Eukaryota; Viridiplantae; Streptophyta; Charophyceae; Charales; Characeae
Source: the annotation of a GenBank genome assembly
CGAGCAAGAGAAGGAAAGAGAGAGAGAACUCUCCGGGGAUGGAAGCAGAAAAGGCUACGACUCCGCCAGCCAUGGAUAAUAGGGCUAGCCGCCUGCCGAUCACGCCAGCAGUAGCGCGAGGAUGCGAAGGACUUUGGAGCCUUAGGGAAAGAGUGUUGGGAUGGUUUGACCCGGAAGGAACUAUGAAAACCAGAGAGGGACAGAAGGCCGGCAAGGAAAGUCUGGAUAACAGUGUGGCGGGCGAGGCCAGCAGCUCCGAUGGCGGCCUUAAGAAAAUAGUGUUGUCCCUCGCGCGAGCACUAAACAAAAACCAAGGCUAUCUGGCAGACGCCAAGAAAAAGUUGACUUUCGAUGGGGCAAACAUCACGGAGUUCCUGAUCGACUACAAGAACCUAGCUGCGUUACUAAAGUGGACCGAGGAGGAAAAGAUGGACCAUCUAGGACAGCAUAUGUCGUUAAGCCUAGGGCGGGACAUAAUGGCCAUUGUAGCCACAAGCCGAUCUUGGAAGGAGACCCGGGAUGUGCUGAUGAGGAAGUACCUAGCGGCAGAGAAAAUGGCAACGGAGGCCGACCUAGCGGCAGUUCAGAGGAAGAACUUCGCAACGUACAGUGAUUUCCUACGAGAAUUUACUCUGGUAGCACUAAGGAUCCCCGGGGUCACGGACCGGAUAAUAAGCAAAUAUUUCCUCAGGCAGUUCUCCGAGUUCGACAAAGACAAGAUCCUGUCAGCCUACCAACAGACGAGCAAGUUCGUAAACACGCGGGAUGUUGAUUUUAGCACGGUAACGGAUCUGGCUGAGAAAACGGUAGUAACGGAGACGUUGGCCUUGCUCAAGAAAGGAGAGAUCAUAGAUCUGACCGGUAGGACAGGCGACAAGGUAAAAAAGGGGAUUGAAAGUCUACAUGAACGGGUGCAUGGGGUCGACAAUAAGAUUGAAAGGAUGAAAGGCGCACUAAUGGUUAUGCAAGCGCAAGUAUCCCGACCUGCCCUCCCUCCCCAGGAAGCUGUGGUCCCGCCAGGUAUAGCAAACUGGGGAUUCGGACGGAGAGAUCCUGCUAACGAGCAAUGCAAGUACUGCACCGCGAUAGGACAUUAUGUGCGCGCAUGCCCAAAGCUCAACCAUGAUAUUCUGAAAAGAAGGUGUACCAGAGGCGACGGGGGCAAUUCCGACUGUUCAUUUUUUAGGAGAAAGAUCCCAGAAGAAAGUGUUCGAAAAUACAAGCCGGUAGGAAAAAAAGCAAAACCGGUCUCGAUCCUGCUAGAGACGUCAAAGGAAAAGGCUAUGGAGAAGGAGGAAGAGGUCCUUCGAGUGAUCCGAGAAAGAAGGGCGACGGAGGGACAUCGGAUACCAGAUGAGGUAGCGGACACAAUGAAGAUAGGGAUAGACGGGUUCUUAAAUGAAGAAGAAACCCGCCUGAUGAAAAGGACCUGCCAGGAGUUUCACCUGGCAUUUGCCUUUAGUGAUCACCAGAAGGGACGAGUAGAUGCGAAGUUGAUCCCUCCGGUCAGAAUCCACACGGUAAAACAUGAGUGCUGGAAUGAUAAGGGGCCAUCCUAUGAAUUUGGGAUAGCAGGAGAAGUAACAGACCUCCGUCGAGCAAAGAUGGACUCCUUCGUUGCAGAGCCUACGACAUCGCCAUACGCAAAUCGGUGGUUCGUCUUUCGGAAGCCUAACAAGACACUAAGGUGGAUUCAGGACCUGCAGAAGUUGAAUGCGGUAACCAUCCGGGAUGCUGGCUCACUACCGCAGGCUGACUUAUUAGCAGAAUCGCACGCCGGUCGGAGCAUUUACUCCUUGAUAGAUCUGUAUUCAGGGUACGACCAGCUUCCAUUGGACGUUCGGAACAGGUCAUACACCGCUAUGCACACCCCUGUAGGCCAGCUACAGAUGCAAGUGACACCUAUGGGAUUCACAAACGCAGUGGCCGAAGUGCAACGCAGGAUGCUCGCUGUGGCCGGGGACAUGUUCCCAGAAAAAUGUGAACCUUACAUCGAUGACAAUCCGAUCAAAGGCGCGCAGGAGAAGGACGAGACGGAAGUCCAGCCGGGGAUCCGACGUUUUGUGUGGGACCACCUGCAGGACAUCAAGGAUCUACUCCGACGGUUCCUAGUAUACAACAUUACGGCUAGUGGACCGAAGAGUAUCCUAGCAGUACCGGAGGUAACUAUACUAGGAUUUCGUUGCGGUGCUUACGGCAGGAAGCCGAAGCCGGCAAAAACCGACAAGAUAUCACAAUGGUCGACACCGUUGCGCACGACAACGGAGGCCUACCUAUUUGGGAGGCGGUUCAUUUUAAGGAUUGAUCCGACGAAUGUCGCAGGGGCUCUAAAAAAUUACAGGCCUAUAGAUCCGACGGUAGGGAGAUGGGUAGGAUUCAUCUGGCAGUUCGAUUACAAGAUCGAACGGAUUGCUGGAAUCCGCAACAAGGAAGAUGGGCUAAGUCGCGUUUGCAUCACUCCCGAAGGGAUGGAGGAUGCGGAGCCCAUAGACACCUUCCUCGAAUACGAAGGAGGGGCUCUCGCGGUGGAUAACGAAAUGAUGAGCGAGGGAUGCGCAUCGGGAGAGCUAUUGAUCCAGACUUUGGAGAAGGGAGCACCUGCCGUAGUAGCAGAACUUAGGGAAGGACCAGUUGCCACUCAAGGACGCAAAGAAGAAAAAGACUCAUGGGGAGCGAUAGUAGGACCGAAAGAGGAGCUAAUGGCAAUGGCGGUCGAGGGAGGCCGGGAGGCAGUGAUGAGCUUAGUGGAGUCUUGGGAAAGGAAAGAGUUGCAAUGGGUGGUAGACCAGAUGCAGGAAGGAAAGGAUGGGGGCCAAGACGGGGAAGAGUUUUUCUAUGUCCAAUCAUACGAAGGGUUUUUUCGGGAGAUCAGGUUGUUGUUGGUAGGAAACAAACAAACUACGGAAGUCAAUAUUAAAGCAAGAGAAGAAGCCGAGAGGUACGUCAUAAGGGGCGGACAUUUGUUCCGAAGGGAGGAAGGUGCUAUGCCCAGAAGGGUUGUGUGCGGAAGAUCUAGGCAAAUAGACGUUAUCCAGGCAAUGCACGACGGGUUAGCUGGAGGUCAUCGGUCGUCCAAAGGAACACUUGCAAAGAUAACGCCGCUCUAUUAUUGGCCAGGCAUGGCAGGCAUGGUCGCCAUAUACUGCCAGACUUGCCUUAUUUGCCAAGAACGAAGCUCGGUACAAGUCUUCGAGCCGCUUAGACCAACGCGGGUGCUAGGGCCGGGACAUUUGGUCCACCUCGACCUUGCGGUCAUGCCUGUAUCAACGGAUGGGUACAGGUUAGAUGAUGAUCCGCAAAUGACCACUGAAGAAUUAAUCGAGGCAAGAUGUCAACAAAUCCUUAAGAAUGAGGAGGUCAUGGAAGACAUCGCCAGCCGGGUGCUGGACAACAGAAUGAGAGACAAAGCAAGGUGGGACCAGGUCUUGCGGAUAUACGACCCGCUCGCGCCUACGCGCGUCACUACGGAUGCGUCAGGCUAUGGCAUUGGUGCAGUCCUCGAGCAACAUGAUGGCGUGGACUGGCACCCAGUCGAGUAUUUCAGCAAGAAAGUGCCCAUCGUGCAUUCCAUUGACGAUGCACGCAAGAAGGUGCUCCUCGCCUUCGUCCACGCACUCAAGCGCUGGCGGCACUUCCUCCUUGGUCGAAGCCAAUUUCGAUGGGUAACGGACAACAAUCCGUUGGUCUUCUAUAAGACCCAAAACACCGUCAACAGCACCAUCGGUCGAUGGAUGGCUUUCAUCGACCAGUUCGACUUCUUUCCCGACCACAUUCCCGGGAAGUCGAACCGUUUUGCGGAUGCUCUUUCACAGCAUCCGGAUCAUUGUACCGCAGUCUACUCAACCUUCGAGAUCGACGAUGACCUGCGGAACAGCUUCAUCCGCGGCUACCAAGCCGACCCCGAGUUUCGCGACAAAUACGCGAAUUGCUCCUCUCCUAAUCCGACGCCUUCUCACUACCGGAUCCAAGAGGGGUACUUGCUUGUCCACACGCGGGGGAAGGACCUCCUUUGCGUACCGAGUGAUCCUCAUUUGCGUACACGGCUUCUUGGCGAGUUCCACGACGCUCCCGCCACCGGACAUUUUGGAGUCAAUCGCACGAUUGGCCGACUCCGCGAGCGAUUUUGGUGGCCCGGCCUUCUCGGCAACGUCACACGCUAUUGCGAGUCAUGCGAGGUUUGCCGACGCUGCAAAUCCCGCAAUCAUCGUCCGUACGGCGAGUUACGACCACUACCAGUCCCGUUGAGGCGAAGGGAAGCGAUUGCCAUAGACAUUACCGGCCCGUUCCCCAAGCACAAGACCGAAGUGGAUGGGAUUCUCACGGUGGUCGAUCGACUCACCAAGUUCGCCAUGUUCUUGCCUUGUCGCUAUCAUGCCAAGGCACCGCAGUUGGCCGAGAAGGACUGGGUUGAGCGGCUGCCGGAUGUCGAGUUGGCCUACAACUCAUCUAUCCACCCGUCUAUCGGGAUGUCGCCCUUUGAGUUUGAGCACGACUCGCCGGUCACUUCACCGUUGGACACUAUUACUCCACGAACGGCCGAGAGCGACGACCAUCUUCUUUUUUUGCGUCGGAUGCAAGAGCUUCUUGUCAAGGCACGCGAUCAGAUGGCUAAGACGCAGCAGCGCAUGAGCCAACAGGCCAAUCGCCAGCGUCUUCCUUGCCCAUUCCGCGCAGGCGACCUUGUUUGGGUUUCCRCAGCGGAAUUCAGCCUUGAACAAGACAUCUCUCGCAAGCUCCUCCCGAAAUGGAUGGGGCCUUGGCCGAUCGUAGCGCUCGCUGGGGACGCACCCGAAGGACCUUCCUUCACGAUUCAGCUGCCUGCCCACUUGACGGUCUACCCAGUCUUUCAUUUGUCCAAGUUGGCUCUUUACACGCCAGCGGAACAUGACGAUUUUCCCGGGAGACGUACGCAAGACCCAUCUUCUAUGGACGGUUUUCAGGAGGUCGGCGACAUCAUCUCCCAGCGAUGCUACGACAACAAGCCAACUGAGUAUUUGGUGCACUUCGCAUACUGCACACACCGAGCUGACCAUUGGUUAACCCGUGCGGAACUUCAAGCAACAGCUCCAGACGUUCUCGCACGCUAUGAACGCAAGAUGCAAGGCAAGCCGGUUUCUUCGGUUCGAUGCCGCGCCCUCGUCCAGGUUCCACCUUGAGAUCGUCGGCUUCGCCCUCGCCCCGGCUGGACUUCAUAAGGAGGGGGGGGUGUUACAUGCUGCGCCUGCACACGCAGGCCAUUUUCCAGGCCCUGCGCCCUUCAGCCAAAAAGCCUAGAAUUCAGCAUGAAAACAGGGGCCUAGAGUCCCUGUGUCGUUUCAAACUAAAAAUGGCAAAAGCCUUUUUAGCCUGAAACGAAGGGCUAUUUUCGGUCGUUCACCAGAACGACCGGCCCUGAAACUCAGGCACCAAACCAGGGUUUCGGAAACAGGCUAUUCUUAGCCUGUAUCCACGCCAGCCUCAGCAGAUGCUGUAGCGUAAAAGGGCCUUUACCCGAUAUAGGCCUCAGGCCUUGUAAAAAUAGAGCAGCACGGGCCUUGUAAAAGUAAAGCAUUGUGAAAAGA